CCUCUGAUGGGUCGUUGGAGGCAUAGGUUGGAGUUCAAUUCUUCCUUCUGAUUCCCAAAUCCAUAAAUUCCAGAAUAUUCUGACCAUUAUAUUAAUCGAAACAAUAACAACUGAAUAUUCAUGAUGAAUAUUUUUUGACUGGAAAAAAAAAGAGACCGUAUUCACUAACUUUGGCGCGAAAAGCUAUGAGAAUUGAAGGGCCCUAUGAUUACGAUAACACACCGAUGUGCCAAAACGCGAUCGGAGCUACAAAACUGCAGUCUUUCCCCGCCGCCGAAGCAGAUAACUCGCCGCAGGAGAAGAAUUCUUUCGACAGCCCCGGGGAAGAGCUUCUCGCGCCGCCACUGAAUUUUUCUAUGGUUGAUUAUGGUGUUUUCCGGUCCGGUUUUCCAGAGCCUGCUAACUUCUCCUUCUUGCGAACCCUAGGCCUCCGUUCAAUUAUAUACUUGUGUCCAGAGCCGUAUCCUGUGGCGAAUGCGGAGUUUCUGAAAGCCAACGGAAUUCGGCUUUUUCAGUUCGGCAUUGAAGGAUCAAAGGAACCAUUUGUAAACAUCCCUGAGGAUUCGAUUCGUGAAGCAUUGGAAAUUGUCUUAGAUGAAAAGAACCGGCCCCUCCUAAUACAUUGCAAACGUGGGAAGCACCGAACUGGAUGUCUUGUUGGAUGCUUGAGAAAACUUCAAAGAUGGUGCUUAACUUCUAUUUUUUACGAGUACCAGAGGUUUGCUGCUGACAAAGCCAGAGUUUCAGACCAGAGAUUCAUUGAAUUAUUCGAAAUCUCCAGCUUGAAGGAAUCAUGCGUACCUGUUUCAAGUUCUAAGGGUCAAUAAUUAGUGGAAAAAUGCCCUUCAGAAACGCAUUGUUGCUUGAAUUCCUUCUCCGUUAAGUGCAGCAAAUAUUUUGCCUCAUUUCACGCAUUAGUACAUUUUGCCUGGACUCAUCUUUAUUUUAAGUGCAAGCCAAAAAAUUUGAAGUUCAUCAUCGUUCUUAAAGGGGGUCGGUCAUCUUUAUUUCACUGAUUGCAUAGGUGCUUCCUUCCGUUUGUAUUAAAACAACAUUUUUAAUCUUGAAGCUUUCUUUAUCUGUCAGAAAUGGGAACAUGAAUGACGAUGACACGAAUCAAUAUGCAAUUUUAGUUACGAACAUAGAAUAGCAGCUUUAGAAAACAGUUUCAACUUUCCACAUAUUGACCUGUCUCCAUUUCGUCACCAUUCUGAUGUACAUACAGGCAAUCAAGCUUUUCGAAUACCAAUCAUUCGAAAGGGAGAGGAGAGCAUCCCUGCCGAUAUCCGCUCUUGUCUUCUGAGGCAUUAUAAUGUACGAAAAUUUGAAUUUAUAUUCAGUUACAAGAUAUGCCAGUGAAUUGAACAUCGAGUUUUUCACCUUUUCUCAUUGCCUAGUAACAUUUUGAAAUGAAGCUUUGACGCUAGCAGUGUCUGAUGAUUAGAUGCCAAUUCUCAGCAUGUUGCGGGAAUUAGAGCCCCGAUUAGGUAAGUUGGGCUGUUACAUCCUAGUGAUUUUGCCUGCUGUCAUACUUUUUUUUUUUUUUGAUAACCCAAAAGGUCCCUUCACAACUCUGGCAGCACAUUGACGUCGGUUACAAUCUACAUUAAUACGAAACUUUCGCAACUCCAGCCGAAGGGAGCCGAGGCAAUCAUCUUCAUUUUAAAAACAAG
Coffea eugenioides is the source of this 1673-nucleotide messenger RNA. RefSeq names its product probable tyrosine-protein phosphatase DSP4. Lineage: Eukaryota; Viridiplantae; Streptophyta; Magnoliopsida; Gentianales; Rubiaceae. The record is from RefSeq and is a predicted model, not a curated record. The coding region runs from base 186 to 827 and encodes 213 amino acids. Gene Ontology annotation, molecular function: phosphatase activity. Gene Ontology annotation, biological process: protein dephosphorylation. The transcript is spliced from 5 exons. Gene Ontology annotation, cellular component: cytoplasm.